Pogona vitticeps (central bearded dragon) is the source of this 2619-nucleotide messenger RNA. The record is from RefSeq and is a predicted model, not a curated record. Lineage: Eukaryota; Metazoa; Chordata; Lepidosauria; Squamata; Agamidae.
AUGUUUGGGACUGUUAACAUUUGUUUCCAGCGGGACCUUGGAAAGAAAACACAAAGGAGCCUGCCGAGAACAGGCAUUCAUCAUGUUGAGACAGAAUCUGGAAUAGCACCUCAUUCAUGGACUUGCAGUUGUCAAGACAAAGGUGAAAAUGGGGAGCCCUAUCAGAGGAGGAAAGGUACUGGAGGUAGUCAGCUAGAUGGUUCUGCUCCAUCCCAGACCUUCAGAGACAGCACUCCAGUGCCACCAAGCAGCAGCUGGAGGCGGAUCAUGCUGCUCAUCUUAGCAAUAACAAUACACAAUAUUCCUGAGGGUUUGGCCGUGGGUGUCGGAUUUGGUGCUAUUGGGAAAUCAGCAUCUGCAACCUUUGAAAGUGCAAGAAAUUUGGCAAUUGGGAUUGGAAUUCAGAAUUUUCCAGAAGGGCUCGCUGUCAGCCUUCCUCUGCGUGGGGCUGGGUUUUCAACACUGAAAGCAUUCUGGUACGGGCAAUUAAGCGGUAUGGUGGAGCCAUUAGCUGGUCUCUUUGGUGCCUUUGCUGUGGUAUUAGCAGAGCCACUUCUCCCCUACGCCUUGGCUUUUGCGGCUGGGGCAAUGGUGUAUGUGGUGAUGGAUGACAUUAUCCCAGAAGCACAGGUCAGUGGCAAUGGGAAGCUGGCUUCCUGGACCUCCAUCCUGGGAUUUGUGGUCAUGAUGUCUCUGGAUGUUGGACUUGGAUAACAGGGGAUGCACAGUUCCCCCUGUUUUUGAACCUCACAAAGUGUCAGUCUCAACUAAAAGCACAAAAGAAGCUAGAACUGGAACAACAUAUUUUUACAUAAUUAUACUGAUCUGGGUUAACAUUGACUUGCCUUUUAAUUAUAUGGACUUUCGAUGGUUUGAGAAAGCACAGAACAUUCCUGCCUGCUUGUUUUUUUUCUCUGGCCACCUAGUUAUUUCUUUUUCAUCAGGGAUUUUGGUAUGAAACAUAUCAUUGAAGCUGUGAAGCUUAUUUUUCCCCUCCCCCUUUUGAGGCAGGUUUUGCUAUCCUUAUCAGUUAGGUCUAAUCUAUGGUGAUUGUCUUUGCUAUGUGUUCACAAGUCUUAUUUUGUGGCAUAACUGAGCUGGCAACUGCAAAGAGCUAAAAGCUUUCCAGCUGCCACACAGGUUGGACCCUUGGGGACUGGGCUUUCUUCAGGGCUUCAAAGGUGUUAUGCUACACAAGUUUUUGCCAUGGGAAGUGUUGGUUUUGUUUGGCUUCCCCCCUCCCCAAUCUGUGACAUGAAUGUUAUCUUAAAGAUCUGUAUUCACAGGAAAGGGUGUGAGCUUUAUUUACUGUAACAGGGUUUUACUUGGAGACCAAGGGAGUAUCUGUUUUCAGACUCAGAAAUAUUUGUGGCAAAUGCUCAGUGGAAGAAAUUUGUGCUGCUUUUGAGUCUCCAGGCUUCUAAAAUGCUGUCUCUUAGGCCCACGGAUUUGCUAGUAUGCCUAACCCCGGCUAGAAGGAUCACUCUCCCAUUUGAAGCUUUUUGUGGAGGGGGCUUAUGGGGAGGGCUCCUUGGAUCAUUAACUUAGCUCUUGGCACAGUUCACUUGCUAAUAUGCCAUUUCCACCAUCUCACACUAACAGAUUUCAGCCCUGAUCCCUUGAAGACAGAUCUGAGAGUUACCACAAUUUAUGGGCUACCCCCUACUGUCAACACAAGCAGCCUAUGGCCAUAGCACUUCAUGUUUCCCCCUCCUCUGUAUUUGCUUAAAUUGCAAGUGGACCUGCAGUUCAUAUUUCUUGAGCAAUUGCUUUGUCCAUCUGAUGGGAAAAAGAGGGGACAAUGGGUGUAUUCUCAACUCUAAUUAAUCUGACUAAUUCUCUGCUCAUAGUAAUCUGACAAAUCUACUAUAGAUGUCAAAACCUUUGAAUAAAAACACACAUCCGCUAUGCUCUGCAGUGGAAAGGGAACUGAAUGAGUAGACAUUUUGACAAUUCCAGUGAGAGCUGCACACAUUUAGCAAAGGAGUGGCAAAUUUUGACUCUCCCAAUGUUGUCAAACUCCGCUUUCCAUCAGCCUCAGAUGGCAUAGCCAGUGGACAGGGAUGCUGGAAGUUGUAAUACUUGGAAGAACCACAAAUUUGCCACCCCUGUUCAGGCAGCUCGGGGUAUCUUAGUCUAUGUAUACACCAUGUAUAUGUACAUAUUAGACUUCAUGGACCAUGCUUACAUCAUUGGAAUCUGUCCUUCCACAAGUAGUUAUUUCAGAAGAAGGUGGUAGAUAACUAGUGCCUAUAACCACACAUGAGAUGCACCAACCCUUUUGUCCCAGGUCACUAAGCAGGGUUUACUUCGGCUUUUCUCAGAAUCUCUAAUACAACUAAUAUAACCUCUUUUGUUCUAGGAGAAAUGAAACAUAAGGAGCAUGUAUUCACAUGCAAAGGCAGAUGUGCUCAGGUGAUCCUUCCAAAUUCCCAUGUAGUUGCUAUUAGACUAUAGGUGCCUAUGAACUACAUGAAAUUCAUGCCAUGAAAUUGUUUCUUUAGGGAAGAUAAUGGUGUUUUUGUGUACACAGGUCAGUACAGAAUGAUUAAUUGAUACCCUUUUUAACCAUGAUCAGUCUGAAUAAAAGUGGAUAUUUAAAAAUGUGUGUUCAAGCCA